Messenger RNA from Phytophthora sojae, 1457 nucleotides. RefSeq lists its product as hypothetical. Gene Ontology annotation, biological process: transmembrane transport. Bases 1 to 1398 code for a protein of 465 amino acids. NCBI's taxonomy places the organism in Eukaryota, Oomycota, Peronosporomycetes, Peronosporales, Peronosporaceae. The transcript is spliced from 6 exons. The record is from RefSeq and is a predicted model, not a curated record. Gene Ontology annotation, molecular function: transmembrane transporter activity.
AUGCUGGCGGCCGAGACGACGUGGAUGGACACGGGCAGCUACCCGCACCGGUACCUGUAUGUGGCGUUCGCCAUCUUCCAGUGCUUCCUGGGCGCUGGGAUCAUCUUCGGCUGGACGUCGCUGGUGCCGAUGCUGGAGAAGGAGAGGAUAUACAACGAGCUCUGCAAGACCGGAGAGACGAUCUGCUCGGCGCAGAGUGACCGCCUCCAGUAUGCGUUCACGAUGGCGGUCUCCAGCAGCAUGUGGUCCAAUCUACUGCUCGGCCUCGUUUUCGACAAAUUUGGACCCCGCAUUACAAAGUCGCUGUCGCUGGUGCUGCUGAUUACUGGCGCGUUACUCAUGGGCAACGCACAUUAUAGAGAAAACGCUGAAGGACACGACUUGCUGCUCUUCGGAAUGGUUUUCGUUGGGUUCUCCGGUCCCGGCAUCCAGCUAGCUGGCAUCCACAUGUCCAACCUGUUCCCCGAGGCGACGGCGUUGGUUGCUUGCUUCAUCGUCGGCGGGCUCCAGCUGAGCUUCCUCAUCUUCACGCUGUUCGACCUCGCGUACACGAAGCUGGGCAUGUCGAUGGCGACGAUCUUCGAGAUCUACGCUGCUGUGCUGUUCCUGUCGCUUAUCGGCACUGUUUUGACGGAGCCUGACACGCCGUUCGAGGCUGUUCCGAGUGAAGAGCACGAGCUGCUGUCGCCGAUGCGCCUGCCCUCCGUGUUCAAGGAGGAGGAGGCGUCUCUGCUCAUGUCCACGCCCGAGCUGGAGAAGUACCGCAGACGGCAUCGCUUGCCGACGGACGAGGUGUUCUUCGAUGGAGACCUCCACAACCGCUCCUUCCGGACGCAGGUGCUGUCCAAGCCGUUCCUGUUGAUCGUCUUCUACUUCUCGAUCCUGUCGCUGUGGUGCAACUUCUUCCUGGGCAGCAUCACGGGGCUAUUGCGUUGGAAGGGUCUACCCGAGAGUGAGGUGGCGAGUCUGCUUGGAAAGCUGGCGGUCGUGCUGCCGAGUAGCGUCGUCUUCAUCCCGUUCGUCGGGUACCUGCUCGAAAAGUGCGGCUACACGUACUCGUCGCUGCUGUGCACGGUGGUGGCACUGUGCUUCACGGCCAUGCUGAGCAACUCGUCUUCCGGCUGGAUCGUGGCGGGUUUCGUGACCUACGCGUUCUUCCGCACCAUCAUGUUCCCGCUGCUGUUCGCGUAUUUGGGGCACCGCUUCGGCUUCCAGCACUACGGGGCGCUGUCGGGCAUCGCCUUCUGCAUCGGCGGCGUUGUGGGGCUACUGCAGACACCCAUCGCAGCCAUCGGUGACUUCCAGACCAUCGGCUAUGUGCAGGUGCGUGACUUCGGCUCGCUGCUGCUUACGCUCGUUGCACCCUACUUUGAGCGGCAACGGGACGGGUACUACUAGUGCGAGUGUGACCAGGUCAUUAUCAACGGCUGCGUCAAUGAAGCGUAUUUGGUAAAUAU